Durio zibethinus is the source of this 3291-nucleotide messenger RNA. NCBI's taxonomy places the organism in Eukaryota, Viridiplantae, Streptophyta, Magnoliopsida, Malvales, Malvaceae. The record is from RefSeq and is a predicted model, not a curated record.
GGUGGCAAACGGUGAGAUUUCUUCCAUAAUCAGGCAUCACAUUCUUUUGCCAUAGUUUUCUUUUAUUUUUGCCAUCACACCUGCUUCUGUCUAUAAAGGAGCUUAGACAGAAAUGAGGUUGUUGAGAUUUGGAGAUGGCUGAAAGAGAUGAAAUUGGAAAAGAAAGCAUGAAAGAGAAUGGACAUAGAACUUACAGAAAAUAGAAUGUCUUUUGAGGUGGUUUAGUCAUGUUUAUGCUCAAAUUAUUGUGUUAGAUUUGCAGGAGAUAAUAUAACAAGCAGAUAGAGACACAAGCAAUGCAUUUAAGAUGAUUUAAUGCUACUUGCUAAAUGAGGUGAAUGAAUCCAUUGAUUUUUGCAUUAGUUGGUAGAUUUGCGUUUAUUAUUGUUGCCAGUGCUUUUCUCAUUUUUGUUGUUCUCUUCAUGAAAGCUAUGAUGAUAGUCUGAGUUUCUCAUUAAUAAGGGAUUGUGUCAUAAAUAAAUACCUGAAAUAAGGCUGCGUACUGAUGAUUCAUUUUAGUGUAAUUUGGCUAGAAGUUAAGUUAAUUUAUCAAGAAUCUAGAGAGCUCUUAAGACCCUACACGGAAGUGUAUAACUCUCUCAAGGUUAUGCCUGUCUCGCACAAUUCAUGUUAGUUCUCCAUUGAGGACUAGGGAGGCAUGCCUGACAGCUCUAGAAACUCUCCAAACUUCGUGUUGCACCAAAUGCCACCAUGACUCGGCAGUAUUGAGCUUCUUUGACUUUUCAAUUGCAUCUUCUAUUCCUGGAAAGGAUGUAGAUCCGUAAUCAUUGUGCCUUGAGGGCGCAUAAAUCUGCAUGCCAUAAAAGUAGGUAAUUUAGUCCAUUCUGUUAUAAUUAUGAUAUUGAAUUAUAUAUUUCUUGAGUUCUCCAUCUUGUGGUUUUGAUAUUUAACUUGAUUGUGUAAUGAAUUAAUUGAAAACAAAACAUUAGUACGGUGAAAUUAACUUGUUUAGGUGAAUGUAGUUAACAACAACUAAGUGUUUGUACCAUGGCCUUCUAAGAAGUUCAUCAUGGUCCAUAAGUGCACAUUCUGCCAUCGUUAGUCUGUCAUUUAGCUCUCGCACUUUGACAUGGUCACUUCUCCGCAUUGAUGUCCAACCUUUAGCUUCUUUUAUUUCCUAGACAAUAAUACUUCCAUUACUUGUUCUGCUGAACAUUGUUACUUUUUUCAUUUUCAAACUUGGUUUAUGGAAACUGUAGUGUUACCUUUUUCUGGUUAUUUAUCCUGCUGGCUGCUUUUGACAGCUCCCUAAUAGACUUGAACAAGGGAGAACAGGUUAUCCCCUUAUCUGAAAUCUUAUUUUCCAGGUCUUUUGCACUCUUCUGUUAUCAUGGAUUUUGUUAUACCGUAUUAAGCUUUAGUGGCUAAGCCCUAAAUCUUCCUGGUUUAUAGUGCAUUUAACUGCAUAUAGUUAUUUUUUUCCUAAAGGUUAGUUUACCUGGUGUUCAAAUGCAUGGGAAUGAUACUCAGAAGGCAAGAACUCCUUAUCUGCCAACCGAAGAGCUGCUAAACCCCAAACAUUUUGCCACUGUUUUUUUUAAACAAAAAAAGUUCUCGUUUUGUCAUUAAGUUGUUUGAGGUUAGUCUGUUUUAUUAAAUUUCUCUAAUAAUGAAAUGUUUUGACAAAAGCUAAAGUAAUUAAUCCACACUACAUAUCCUAUUUAUCAAAGUGCAUUUAGGAGUGUAGAGUAUUAAUGAGCAAUGACGAGGAAAAAACUUUAUACCAUUUGUUCAAGGAUUUCUAAUUGUUAGAUGCUGCUAUGUUCCUGCAAUGGGUCAAUGAAACAUUAAGUCACCAAAAUUUUCCAUCCAGAUGUAGUCAUCAUACAUUGAAUGAUAUACCAGGUAUUCUGCACGGACAAUUACUUCUAUUAGGCAUGAAACAUGGGAAAACUUGAUGCCAUCAUAUGUCUGCGUCUACUAUGGUAAUGGUUGCAAAAUUCUGGGGUUUCAAAGUUGUAUCCAAGGUAAAGGGCUUAAGGCAUUAGAAAAAAUUUUGAAGUUGAAGUACCUUGCGAUGAGAUUUAUUUUUCAGAGAGGGCCGGGGGGCGCUGGACAAGGCCAGACAUUAUGCCAUACCAAAGGAAUCAGACUCAAAAUUUCUAGAGGGAAGCUCAAGCAAUCAACCAUUAAUAUGACAGGAACCCAAGUAUCAGAGCAGCAGUUCAUGCAGUGGGUCAAAUUUGUUGGUAGCCUUAAACACUCAGUUUUCAGGACAGCAAAGAACAAGCUUUUCCCUUCUAAUACUAUCAUUGUGGACAAGAAUCCGGCGGCUGGAGACUUCACCACAAUUCAGGAUGCCAUUGAUUCUCUUCCUUCCAUAAAUCUUGUGAGAGUGGUUAUCAAGGUCAAUGCAGGGGUUUACACGGAGAAGGUUAACAUACCGCCAUUGAAAUCCUUCAUAACCAUUGAAGGAGCAGGAGCAGAUAAAACAAUUGUUCAAUGGGGAGACACAGCUCAAACACCUGGGCCAAGAGGACAACCUUUGGGAACCUAUGGUUCUGCAACUUUUGCUGUGAAUUCCCCUUAUUUUAUUGCCAAAAACAUUACAUUCAAGAACACUACACCAGUUCCACCACCAGGAGCAGUUGGAAAGCAAGCUGUUGCAUUUAGAAUAUCAGCAGAUACAGCUACUUUCUUGGGCUGUAAUUUCAUGGGAGCUCAGGACACUCUCUAUGAUCACUUGGGUAGGCAUUAUUAUAAGGAUUGUUACAUUGAAGGUUCUGUGGAUUUUAUCUUUGGCAAUGCUCUCUCCCUCUUUGAGGGAUGUCACGUGCAUGCAAUAGCAAGGUUAACAGGGGCCGUAACAGCACAAGGCAGAGGGAGUGCCUUAGAGGACACAGGCUUCUCUUUUGUAAACUGUAAGGUCACGGGCUCCGGAGCUCUAUACCUAGGGAGGGCAUGGGGUCCUUUCUCCAGGGUGGUCUUUGCUUAUACUUACAUGGACGACAUUAUCAUUCCUAAGGGCUGGUAUAACUGGGGCGACCCUAGCCGUGAAAUGACUGUGUUUUAUGGGCAGUAUAAAUGCACUGGACCUGGAGCAAGCUUUGCAGGCAGGGUUUCAUGGUCAAGAGAACUUACAGAUGAGGAAGCCAAACCUUUUAUUUCUCUUAGUUUCAUUGAUGGGUCAGAAUGGAUCAAAUUAUAAUCAUCAAAUUUGUUCAUGUAUAAUGUAUACCAACAAACAAAAAGUAUUUCUUUGUACAAGCCAUAAUGAUGAUAGUUUUGAUCUAUUGUAGGACGAUAAUCACGACAAUUCUUCAUUUAUUU